AUGCAUGUGCAAGGCCUAGCCCGAAGCACGGUAGCCUUGGCCGCCAGAGACUCUCGGUGUAGAGCCAACGGCAUCACCGCGACGAGGGCUGCUGUGGCUGCCACCGUCUCAUCCUUGGCCUCUUCGAAUACUUCUUCCCUCUCCCGAUACUCAUCACGGUCUUCACUGUCCCGACGGUCAUUCCACUCCUCCACCUGCCGACACGACAACAGCGCCGUAGACACGCCGCCGAACCCCUGGAGACCGGGAAGCAACCGCUCCAUCUUUGAAGACGAUGUUAAUUUAGAAGAAGGCCAAGCCGGUGCCGAGGUGCUGGGCGAACGCCCGAAAAACUCGGCCUUUGGUCCCCGAAGCAGAAGAGGCCAGAACAAGCGGCGGUCCGCCUUGGAUCUGCCGCCGGUCAACCUGCCGCCCACCUUUCUCGAGAACAAUGUUUCUCACUUCGAGCCGGGUGUUCAGCCCAAGCUGCCUGUGCCCAUUAUCAUGGAUGCCCGCCAUCCUAAAGUGUCCCGACUGCACACUAAGAGGAACAAUAACAGCAGCAAGAAUGACAGCAACCUCACACCAAACAUUAGGACGACUAGCACCGCUCUCGAGGAAUACUUUGAGACGGCUGUCAACAUCCUUGUCGAAAGGGAGACGCAACUCUUCGACGACUUCAACGACCUCCCGGCCAACCUUCCCUCGCCGUGGGAUAACUCGUUCCAGAUAGAAAAGCUGGUACGCACGUGGGAUAGUCUGAUUGACGUCUCGUGGCAGCUGGCCGAUGCGCUGUACCCCGCCCGCGACGCCGAAUACACGUACCGGACAAGGCCGUUUUGGUGGUGGCACAUCUACAAGGACCUGGAUCGUCAGGGCCAGACGUGGCGCGACUCCUUCGAUCGACGCGACCCUCCUAUCUCCCUCCAGCUCAAGUACUCCGAGUUCCUCAAGGAGCCGCUCGCUCACUCCAUCGCCGACUUCCCCCCGGAGACAUUCGAUAACAUCUGCAAAAACCUCGGGCGCGACAUACUUCAAAUGGCCCCCGCCGAUUUCGACCACAAGGCCGGAAAAAGACCUAUCCAGAUUCUCAGUAUGACGGGCUACAGCGGAAGCGCUAUUGCCCGCUCUAUUGGUAGCAUUGCCGGAUACCUCAACAUGGCUGAUGUGAUCCAGCUGGACGCAUAUGACCUGUCGACCAUCGUGGGCGGGUACAUCGGCCAGGACUGGGUGUACUCGCGCGGCGCCGUGUCAACGAUGGGGUUCCGGGCUGCCGAGCUCGGCGGACGCAUUGCUAAGGAACCCGAAUUCUCGCUGGGUUCGCAACACGACGAUGAGGACGAUGAAAACAUCAUCAACAUGCGCGCUACGACGUCGGGUGCUGCGUGGAACAACGAGUUCCAAAAGGUUCGCCAGGGCAAAUAUGAGUGCUUCACUGACUGGGAGAACCUCAAGAUCAACAAGGUGCUCGACAGCAUCAUUUCGGACCCUGUGGCCGACAGCGAUAGACCCCUCGUCGUCCAAGUUCACGACUACGUCGAGCUGAGCAUGACGCUUGAGGGCUCUGUCAUCCUGUCCAAGCUGCGGUCGCGCAUUGACGCUGCUUGGAAGAGGGGCAGGGCCAUUGUGCUCUUGGGCACGUCAUCGUGCGCCAACCCCUCGGACGAGUACCAGAGCAUGGUGCGUGAGUUGGGUGCCACAGACUUGGUCAUCUCGCGGUCCAUCCGACCUGAUCGCGCCGAGAAGGAGACGGGCGUCGUGAUGAAGCCCCAGGCCGCGCCCUUCAACCUCCAAGCCACUGACACCCUGGACGAGAACGCCCGCAACAUCAACCGCAUGGUCUGCGCCAUCGACCCGUCCGCCGACCCCAGUUCUGUACCUCAGUGGCGCAUCACUGACCUGGGAGACACUUACUGGACCCAUCCAGCCUUCCAGGGCAAGCCGCGGAACCUGCUUAACUCGUCGGUCCUCCCGCUGCCCGAGGUACACAACCUGGCUCGUGGGUUCCGCGACGUCGAGCUCAUGCCUCCCUUUGGCGGAUCGGCCUCGUUCCUCUUGCGCGCUGCUAUGGGCCCCCUCCGCCAGCAGCCCGGCCAGGAUCUGUUCGAGGACGCGGUUGUCAAUGACGACCCUGGCGUGGACCCUAGAGAGUCUCCUGCACGUGGAGAAGACCCGAGCAAGUACGACGGCAGCGGUAGCCACCGCCCUUCAUCACCGAACGGUGUCAACUUGGCCCGCUUGAACGAGUACGAAAAGCGCAUUGCCAACGGCGUCAUCAACCGUGAGAACCUACGAACGACAUUUGGCGACGUGCACGUUGCCCCAGACACGAUUGGCGCGCUGAAGCUGCUCACAUCGCUGGCGCUCGUCCGACCGGAUGCCUUCUCGUAUGGUGUUCUGGCGCACGACAAGAUUAAUGGAUGUCUCCUGUACGGUCCCCCGGGGACAGGCAAGACGAUGCUCGCCAAGGCCGUCGCCAAGGAGUCCGGGGCUAACAUGCUGGAGAUUAGCGGGGCUAGCAUCAACGACAAGUGGGUUGGCGAGGCGGAGAAGCUGAUCCGGGCCGUCUUCACACUGGCCAAGAAGCUCUCCCCCUGUGUCGUCUUCAUCGAUGAGGCCGACUCGCUCCUGGCCAAUCGCAGCAUGUACAGCAGCCGCGCCUCGCACCGCGAGCACAUCAACCAGUUCCUUAAGGAGUGGGACGGCAUGGAGGAGACGAGCGCCUUCAUCAUGGUGGCCACGAACCGGCCCUUUGACCUCGAUGACGCCGUACUGCGCCGCCUCCCCCGCAAGCUCCUUGUCGACCUUCCCCUUGUCCAGGACCGUGCCGCCAUCCUGCGUCUGGUCCUGCGCGACGAGGCGCUCGCACCAGAAGUCGACCUCGAGAGCCUCGCCAACCGCACGCCAUAUUACUCUGGCUCGGACCUUAAGAACAUGUGUGUCGCUGCCGCCAUGGUGGCAGUAGAGGAGGAGAACGCUGCUGCGGCAGCCCACGAGGGACCGGAACCGUACGCUUACCCUGAGCGCCGGACACUCUCAGCUGCACACUUUGAGCGUGCCCUCAAGCAGAUCCCCGCCAGUAUAAGCGAGGAUAUGGAAUCCUUGCGUCUGAUUCGCCGUUUCGACGAGGAGUACGGGAACCGAAGGAAGGGUAGCGGUAAGAAGACUAUGGGGUUCGGGGCUGGUGCUGUAGCCUCCAAGGAUGAUGUCAAUCCUGCUAGGGUCAGGCAGACGGGGCGGCCAUGA
This is a messenger RNA of Geosmithia morbida, 3225 nucleotides long. RefSeq names its product AAA+-type ATPase, SpoVK/Ycf46/Vps4 family. The transcript has a single exon. Bases 1 to 3225 code for a protein of 1074 amino acids. Lineage: Eukaryota; Fungi; Ascomycota; Sordariomycetes; Hypocreales; Bionectriaceae. Gene Ontology annotation, molecular function: ATP binding; ATP hydrolysis activity. Gene Ontology annotation, cellular component: mitochondrial outer membrane. The record is from RefSeq and is a predicted model, not a curated record.